GUGAGUCUAAAGAGCGCACAACAGGAACAGCGUGUGUGCCCUCCUCACAGAACCUGGUUUAAUGUGCUGUGAUUACGUUCCCCCCGGCAGCACUCCUCUAAAACCCAGGCUGACCUCGCUGGAUACUGACACUAUUUCUUGUUUGCAGCAAAAUGGAUCAGCACUGCUGCCUCUGAAGGGAUAGAGCGAGGGCUGCUACAAGUUGGGACUCAUAUUGUGUUGCUGCGUAAUUGUUUUCGCAAGGUAUCCCAACUUUGGUCCUUUUUUUACGUUUCGCGAUGUACACUUCACAUCAUGUGGAUUAGAAAAGAAACAUGUGUAACGGGAAGGUGCACCAUGGAAACGAGGAAUAAUCACUUAUGAAGCCAAGAAUGUGAAGGGGACGCUACGGGACAACUGGGAAUCUAAAUCUCUGGACUGAGACCAGAGCGGUGAUUACGCAGUGCGCUUCGACCGUCCCGCUGCAGCCACACCGCCUCGACCCUGGACCUGGGUGAUCGCUGGCGCACUCCACUUGUUGAUUACUUCAACCAACACACAAACAAACUUUAUUUGAAAAAAAAAAAAUAAUAACAUCCGACCAGACAACUUCAAAUGAUCUACGAGUAUCAGAAAUAGCUUGAGGCUCGACAAGUUACAAUAUCUCUUUGAAUCAAGUUAAACCAGCAUUGUAACCAGCUGGAUCCCAAGUACAUGAGAGUGCGUUCUGAAUACUAGGUUACUUCCCUCUCCUUUUCUUCGUCUUUGUAAUUGUGAUUCCCGAAGUGGCUCCUAAGUGGUGUUGCGGCUCCUGUUCCCCGGCGGAUCCGGAGAUCGGGGUCUCUGCGUCUGGAAGCGACGCUGGAGCUCUGGCUGUCACACCGCAGAGCAGUCCGAAGAGCGCCCGCGUUAAGAGGAUGGUUCGGCUGGCGGCGGAACUCCUGCUGCUCCUGGGACUACUCCUCCUUACCUUGCACAUAACGGUGUCACGGAGCAGCCCUCUGCCGCAGGCGAAUGCAACGCUGAGGCUGGACCAGGGCGCUUUGCUGACAGAGAACAACAUCAAUGCAAAGAGCGUCUCCACCUCCGCCCACCUGGCCCCUGAGAACCGGAGGCCCGGCACGGAGCACCGCUCCGCCCGCCGGCCCUCCACCCUCCCCUGGACCCGGGGGUCCGGGGGCGGCCUGCAGCACGACGGCCCCGGGGCCUUCCUCCUGGACCUGCACAACUUCCCCGACCUCUCCAAGGCCGACAUCAACGGACAGAACCCCAACAUACAGGUGACCAUCGAGGUGGUGGACGGCCUGGAGAGCCAGGAGCCCGAGAAAGGCCUCCGCAAGGAGAGCAAGCCCGGCUGGCCCUCCCCCAACUGGAGGAACUGGUGGCCCCACACCUCCUCCUCCUCCUCCACCUCCCCGGAGGAGACCCCGCAAUCAGCCUCCAGCCUCCAUCCUCUCCACCUCCACCGUGCCGCUCUCCCCUCCUUCUGGUGGGGGUUGAAAGGCUGA
Molecule: messenger RNA, 1487 nt
Organism: Gadus macrocephalus (Pacific cod)
Lineage: Eukaryota; Metazoa; Chordata; Actinopteri; Gadiformes; Gadidae
Gene: ism1
Product: isthmin 1
Exons: 4
Coding region: 897-1487 (196 amino acids)
Biological process (GO): negative regulation of angiogenesis
Source: RefSeq, a predicted model, not a curated record